CCAUCAGCGUUGGGGGCGGGCCCUCUGCGGGAGGGCACCUGCGGCCGCGGGCUCCGGGGUGCACAGCAGCGGCCGCGGACUCUGGGGUGCACAGUAGCGGCCGCCGCGGUCCCAGCUCCGACCCCUGCAGGUUCCCCCCCCCCCAGGACCAUGGGGAGGAAGAAGAUCCAGAUCUCACGCAUCUUGGACCAGAGGAACCGACAGGUGACCUUCACCAAGCGGAAAUUCGGGCUGAUGAAGAAGGCCUACGAGCUGAGUGUGCUGUGUGACUGCGAGAUCGCGCUCAUCAUCUUCAACAGCGCCAACCGCCUCUUUCAGUAUGCAAGCACCGACAUGGACCGCGUCCUGCUCAAGUACACCGAGUAUAGUGAGCCGCACGAGAGCCGCACCAACGCCGACAUCCUCGAGACAUUGAAGCGGAGGGGCGUGGGCCUCGAUGGGCCUGAGCUGGAGCCAGACGAAGGACCUGAGGGUCCAGGAGAGAAGCUGCGGAGGUUGGCAGGAGAUGGAGGUGACCCAGCCCUGCCCCGACCCCGGCUCUAUCCGGCUGCGCCCACCAUUCCCAGCCCGGACGUUGUAUAUGGGGCCUUGCCGCCUCCAGGCUGCGACCCCAGCGGACUUGGGGAAGCCCUGCCCGCCCAGAGCCGGCCCUCGCCCUUCCGACCCGCCGCCCCCAAGGCAGGGCCCCAAGGCCUGGGACACCCCCUCUUCACCCCGAGCCACCUGUCCAGCAAGACGCCGCCACCCCUGUACCUAGCCCCGGACGGGCGGCGGCCGGACCUGCCCAGCGGCUUGGCGGGGGCCCGAGGGGGGCUGAGUGCGCCGAGAAGCCUCUACGGAAGCCUGCAGAGUCCGAGUGCCACGGGCGCCCCGGGACCUCCUUUGGGGAGAUCCUUCCUCCCUGCGGGCCCCCAAGAAUACAGCCUGGGGGACCCCCCGCCGCCGCCCGGCCUGCUGCAGCCCCCCGCCCUGGUCCCCUGGCAGGCGUCGAGGGGGGACAGACCCGCGGCCGUCCCCGCGCCGCCCAGCGGGGUGCGGAGCCUAGCAGAGGGGGGUGCCUCGCCCCCUGCGGUCAGCGUCAAAUCAGAGCGCCUGUCCCCCGUCCCCGGGGGCCUCAGCGACACCGCCAAGACCUUCGCCUUUCCGCUGCUCCUGCGGCCUGGGCCUCUGUGCCGCCUGCCCGCUGCUGACGGGUGGCCGCGGUAGGGUGCAGGGAGCGGGACACCCCCCUCCGGGAGGGCUGGGGGACACCUGUCUGCGUGGGGCUCAUCUCCCUCCCGUGCAAACCGCCAAUAAAACACACGGGGUCCUGUGCAGUCCCAA
Molecule: messenger RNA, 1323 nt
Organism: Cavia porcellus (domestic guinea pig)
Lineage: Eukaryota; Metazoa; Chordata; Mammalia; Rodentia; Caviidae
Gene: Mef2b
Product: myocyte enhancer factor 2B
Exons: 9
Coding region: 151-1206 (351 amino acids)
Biological process (GO): positive regulation of transcription by RNA polymerase II
Molecular function (GO): RNA polymerase II cis-regulatory region sequence-specific DNA binding; protein dimerization activity; DNA-binding transcription factor activity, RNA polymerase II-specific
Source: RefSeq, a predicted model, not a curated record